Plasmodium malariae is the source of this 1440-nucleotide messenger RNA. Its product is annotated as conserved Plasmodium protein, unknown function. The record is from RefSeq and is a predicted model, not a curated record. NCBI's taxonomy places the organism in Eukaryota, Apicomplexa, Aconoidasida, Haemosporida, Plasmodiidae. Bases 1 to 1440 code for a protein of 479 amino acids. Gene Ontology annotation, molecular function: protein binding. The transcript is spliced from 2 exons.
AUGAGUAAGGAAACAAAAGUAAUAAAUAAAUGUUUUAAAGGCAAAAGGAACGUAUGUUAUUAUCUGAAGAUAGGAGAAAAGAAAAAAGAAAAGAAAAAUGAAAAGAUCAUAUUACAUAAUUGUAUUCAAACUUUACUAUCAGAUCCUUUAGUUGUUUUAUAUACGGAUGAUAAUUAUAUUUGUACAGGUUCUUUGACGGGGAAAGUUUGCAUAUAUAGAAUAACGAAAAAGGAGGACAAAGAAAUCAAUACGGAUGUUUCAUAUAUCAAUAGUAAGAAUAAUGUGGAAUUAGAAAAAAAAAAUAUAUCCGAUUUGAGCAGAAACGGCUCAAAAGGUGCGAACAUAAAUUCAACGGAUGACGUUCCUCUAGGCCUUAAAAACGGAACAAGCAUCGGUAGCAAUUAUAACGACGUGAAUGGUAAUAGCAGCAAUAACAACGAUAGUAGCAAAAACGAUAGUAGUAGCAAAAACGAUAGUAGCAAAAACGAUAGUAGCAAAAACGAUAGUAGUAAAAACAAUGAUAGUAGGAAUAACAAUAAUAGUCACUGUAACAGUAACAAUAAGAUUAGUAAUAAGAAUAAUAACAUCAAUAACAGUAGCUGUAAUAAUAAUAAUUACAGUAACAGUAAUGGUAAUAGCGGAAGCUGUAGUAACUAUAGGGAGGUUCUCGAAAAAUACCAUAUUCUGUGCAUGUUCAGAAAUAAUAGCAUAAAAGCAAUUUACAUUGAUAGGAAUUAUAUAUAUGUUUAUUACGAAAGCUGUAUUGAUGUGUUUUGUAUAAAAACCUAUCAUUUUAUAAAAAAAAUAAAUUUAGAGGUGUCUAAUAAUAAACAAGUAAUAUAUUAUGAAAACCUUAUUUUAUUUAACAACUCGAAGAGCCUAUUUAUUUAUGAUAUUACAAAUAAUUUUACUAGUUACUUUUAUAAAAAUUUUUUAAAAAAUAUAAUUAUUUUUGAUUUUAAUAUUAAUUAUUUAUUAUGUUAUAAAAGUAAUUUUGGCAAAUGUCAUAUUCGAGUUUUACAAAUUUCCAUCAAUGCACAAAAAUGCGAACAUGAAUUAAUUUUUUGUGUUGAUUUUUCUUCAAAAUUUAUAAGUCAUGGUAAAUUUUUAGAUGAUGAAAAAAUUAUAGUAGCAAAGAAUGGAAGGAGAUUAAUUAUAUUUGAUUUUAAAAAAGCUGUAGAUAUGUAUAGAAUUAAAAAAUUAAAAAAAAAAAUUCUAGACAUUUACAAAUCAGCUGAAAACAUGUUAUUUAUAUUAGUAGAAAACCAAAUAUUCAUAUUUAAUUUAUCUACUUUUAUUUUUUAUAAAUGUGUGAAGCUACCUCCAGGGUUCUUCUAUUUUAAAUGGUCUUAUUUUAUAAGACACAAAAAUAACAAAAUAAUUUUUUCCUCGGACAGGGGCAUUUACUUCAUUGAUUACCCCAUUGAGGAACAAGUUUAA